Oncorhynchus keta (chum salmon) is the source of this 6649-nucleotide messenger RNA. RefSeq names its product zinc finger and SCAN domain-containing protein 22-like. The coding region runs from base 178 to 2019 and encodes 613 amino acids. The record is from RefSeq and is a predicted model, not a curated record. Gene Ontology annotation, cellular component: nucleus. Gene Ontology annotation, molecular function: histone H3K36 methyltransferase activity; histone H3K4 methyltransferase activity; recombination hotspot binding. The transcript has 3 exons. NCBI's taxonomy places the organism in Eukaryota, Metazoa, Chordata, Actinopteri, Salmoniformes, Salmonidae. Gene Ontology annotation, biological process: positive regulation of reciprocal meiotic recombination.
CUGGCGGCGCUGUUGUGUUUCUGGGUUCCUCACCAACUAGAACAAAGAACGUCCCAAGAUUCCUUGACUAGAACACGGAAGUAGGAUUGGAAACGAGUUGUUAUUGUUCCUUGUCUGCAGUAAAGAAAGACAUACUUACUGAACAGGCUACCCAUCUCUAAUUUUAUUUAAAUUAAAAUGUCUAAACUACAGAUGUUGUGUGUGUUUUUAAAUGAGCGUUUAUCGGCGGCUGCUGUGGAUAUUUUUGGUGCAGUUGAGAAAACGGUAGUGGAGUACCAGGAGGAGAAGGAUCGGCUACGGAGACUGCUGCGGAGGACACCAGAGAUACAACUAUGUAGAAUAGAACCCGUGCAGCUCUCUGUUUCUGAAGAGGAGGUUCCCCCUGAGCAGCAGCACUGUGAGCAGGAGUUGAGCCCCAGUCUGGGGCAGAAGGACCCAGAGACCAAACAGAUUAAAGAGGAACAGGAGGAAGUCAGGACCAGUCAGGAGGAAGAACAGCUUCAAGGGGUGGAGCCUGAUAUCAUAGAGUUCAUAUUUACUCCUCCUUGUGUGAAAAGUGAAUGUGAUCAGGAGAACCCACGUCAAGAUCCCAUACUUGCUGAACACCCAACUCUCCUGAAAAUGUCUAAACUACAGUCGUUUCAAGAGUUUUUAAAUGAGCGUUUAACGGCGUUUGCUGCUGUGGAGAUUUCUGGGGCAUUUGCUAAAAUGAUAGUGGAGUACCAAGAGGAGAAUGAUCGGCUACGGAGACUGCUGCGGAUCACACCAGAGAUACCGCUAUGUAGAAUAGAAUCCCUGCAGCCCUCUGUCUCUGAACAGGAGGUUCCCCCUGAGCAGCAGCACUGUGAGCAGGAGUGGAGCCCCAGUCUGGGACAGAAGAACCCAGAGACCAAACAGAUUAAAGAGGAACAGGAGGAAGUCAGGACCAGUCAGGAGGAAGAGCAGCUUCAAAGGGUGGAGCCUGAUAUCAUAGGGUUCAUUUUCUCUCCUUCCUGUGUGAAAAGUGAAUGUGAUCAGGAGGACCAAACCCAGACAGUGGAGAACAGAGAGAGAGACUCUAAACUAGUGGAUCUCAAACCUUCUGGCACUGUGACCCACCUAAAGGGUCUCUACAUUCCCUGUGACCCUCCAGAUAAUCAAAACAAUGCCUCCAGCCACAGCUCAGCUGUAAGCAAUGACACAGUAGGACUUGACAACAGUCCACUAUUGGAUCCCAGCCCAACAUUGGGGGAACAUUGUUCCAAACCCAACACCAUGCCUAGAAAAACUCACAGCUGCCGUGACUGUGGUGAAACAUUUGCUCUGAAAGCUGAUCUGCAGAGACAUGUGACUCUCACCAAGAAGAGACCCAGUGAAUGUAGAUUCUGCAAGAAACGCUACAACUCCACCUGUAAACUGAAGGCCCAUAUCCGACUCUGUCACAGUGGUAAACCCUGUGUCUGCCCUGUUUGUGGAAAGAUCUUCAAACAAAAAGGACAUCUGUCCAGACACAUGAGGAUUCACACAGGAGAGAAACCAUUCAGUUGUGGUGACUGUGGGAAAAGCUUCCGUCUGAAGGGGCAUCUAACCAGGCACAAACUGAUUCACACAGGGGAAAAUCCAUUUAGCUGUGGUGAUUGCGGGAAAAGAUUCAGUCUCAAGCAGCAUCUAACCAGGCACAAACUGAUUCACACAGGAGAGAAACCUUUUAGCUGUGGCGACUGCGGGAAAAGCUUCAAUCUCAAGAAGACACUAACUGAACAUAUACGGACUCACACAGGAGAGAAACCUUUUAGCUGUGGUGACUGUGGGAAAAGCUUUAGUGUCAAGAAGACACUAAUUGAACAUAUACGGACUCACACAGGAGAGAAACCAUAUAGCUGUGGUGACUGUGGGAAAAGCUUCAGUGUCAAUAGGAACCUAACUAAGCACAAACUGACUCACACAGGAGAGAAACAACAUGGCUGCUCAGUCUGUGGUAAAAGAUUCAUUCAGAAGACUAAUCUGCUGAGGCAUGUCAAAAACAACCACAAAGAAUGAAAACAAGACAAAGGAACAAAGAAAGUAAAUGAGGACAUAGACACAGAGAGGGGACUAAGAGAGUAUUGAGAUACACCCAAGAUCCCCUGUGGACCAACUCUAACUGGUCCUCCUGAUCCUGCUCAGUCCAAUGUCACAGUAAUGAUACAAUGUGGCUGUUGUCUGAACCUAACAGGUAAUGUUGCUACUCUUUGUGUAUGAAAUGGACAAUCUGCAGUUCAGACAACCACCAGUUUUUAGGUGAACAACUGAGGGAUGGUGUUGGAGAGUUGUAAAACACUCAAAUUCAUAGACUGAUAUCAAAUUUGCCUGUUGCUACUUUUUUCCUUAAAAGAACCAUUAGAGGUGUCCACUACAAUGCAAGAUUUAGUUAGCUAGAGAUUUAGUAAGCUAGAGAUUUAGUUAGCUAGAGAUUUAGUCAGCUAGAGAUUUAGUCAGCUAGAGAUUUAGUUAGCUAGAGAUUUAGUCAGCUAGAGAUUUAGUUAGCUAGAGAUUUAGUCAACUAGAGAUUUAGUCAGCUAGAGAUUUAGUCAGCUAGAGAUUUAGUCAACUAGAGAUUUAGUCAGCUAGAGAUUUAGUUAGCUAGAGAUUUAGUCAGCUAGAGAUUUAGUCAGCUAGAGAUUUAGUCAGCUAGAGAUUUAGUUAGCUAGAGAUUUAGUUAGCUAGAGAUUUAGUCAGCUAGAGAUUUAGUCAACUAGAGAUUUAGUCAGCUAGAGAUUUAGUUAGCUAGAGAUUUAGUUAGCUAGAGAUUUAGUCAGCUAGAGAUUUAGUUAGCUAGAGAUUUAGUCAGCUAGAGAUUUAGUCAACUAGAGAUUUAGUUAGCUAGAGAUUUAGUUAGCUAGAGAUUUAGUCAGCUACAGAUUUAGUUAGCUAGAGAUUUAGUCAGCUAGAGAUUUAGUUAGCUAGAGAUUUAGUCAACUAGAGAUUUAGUCAGCUAGAGAUUUAGUUAGCUAGAGAUUUAGUCAGCUAGAGAUUUAGUCAGCUAGAGAUUUAGUCAACUAGAGAUUUAGUCAGCUAGAGAUUUAGUCAACUAGAGAUUUAGCUAGCUAGAGAUUUAGCUAUCUAGAGAUUUAGUUAUCUAGAGAUUUAGUAAGCUAGAGAUUUAGUUAUCUAGAGAUUUAGUUAUCUAGAGAUUUAGUUAUCUAGAGAUUUAGUUAUCUAGAGAUUUAGUAAUCUAGAGGUUUAGUAAUCUAGAGAUUUAGUCAUCUAGAGAUUUAGUUAUCUAGAGACAGUCAGCUAGAGAUUUAGUUAUCUAGAGAUUUAGUCAGCUAGAGAUUUAGUCAGCUAGAGAUUUAGUUCGCUCGAGAUUUAGUUAGCUAGAGAUUUAGUCAGCUAGAGAUUUAGUUAUCUAGAGAUUUAGUUAGCUAGAGAUUUAGUCAGCUAGUUAACUAAAUAAACUUUAUAUGGAGAGAGAUAAACACCAAAUGGGCGUGGUCUAAUUGACUCAACGACCAAACAACGUACGUAAGUGUAGAUUUCUUAAUGAACCAGAGGAUCUCUAGGUAUUUCUGGUUGAUUGUCAAAGUGAUCUGUUUCAUUGACCCCCCCCCCCAUCCCCCUCUGCAGUUCAAAUAAGAACAAAGUGGGAAACCUGACACUGUUUUGGUAAACAACUGAGGUAACGGGUUGGAGAAAUGUAAAUAUUCAGACACAUCUUUGGAUGCCAGGACUGAUCACCCAUGAGAUCAAAAUAAUAGUUUUAACCAUAUUAUGUGGCUAUGCAGUGUUUGGUUGACAUUUUAGGUUCAUGUGUUUCGUGUUCUGAUGGGGUUAUGACUGUCCAAAGUCCAAAAUUCGAUGUACCAAUCACAGAUUGCCCCUUAAAACCCCCUAGAGUUGAUUGACGCGCCCGUGCGUCACAGGGCGACGUCAUUUUGAAUACGGAAUAUCUCCCUGUGUAUUUAUUAUCGUGGCUGCUGCUCCUUCCCCUCUUUCUGCCUGCUCAAUAACAUGGGGGGAGAGAGGCCUUUUUCUACACGGGAGAAGAAGAAGCUCUGGACAAGAAAAUAUUCACAGAAUCAUGUGUUAAUCCCAAACCGUGAUGUCUGAGCCUAAGAUGCAAACUAAUGUCACCAAUGUCGAAAAGGAGAGACUUUGUUUGGCUCUAUGACAUCUACAAGUUGAAGUGCCCUCUGAACUCUUGUCACGGACUACGUCAUUUCCAAGAGGUGUCACAAAAAAAACGACUGUCCCGACCAAACCGUUGGUGCUACAAACAAGUGUCACCAAUAUUCAGUGGUGUAAAAUACUUAAAAGUAUUAAUUCAGUUGUGUUUUGGGGGCGUAUCUGUACUUAGAUAAAAGUACUUUAAAGUAUUAAUUCAGUUGUUUUUUGGGGGCGUAUCUGUACUUAGAUAAAAGUACUUUAAAGUAUUAAUUCUGUUGUUUUUUGGGGGGGGGUAUCUGUACUUAGAUAAAAGUACUUUAAAGUAUUAAUUCUGUUGUUUUUUGGGGGGGUAUCUGUACUUAGAUAAAAAGUACUUUAAAGUAUUAAUUCAGUUGUUUUUUGGGGGGGUAUCUGUACUUAACUUUACUAUUUAUAUUUUUUGACAACAUUUACUUCAUUACAUUCCUAAUGAAAAUAAUGUUCAAAUUCACGCACUUAUCAUCCCUACUGCCUCUGAUCUGGAGGACUCACUAAACAGAGAACAUCCCUGGUCAUCCCUACUGCCUCUGAUCUGGAGGACUCACUAAACAGAGAACAUCCCUGGUCAUCCCUACUGCCUCUGAUCUGGCAGACUCACUAAACAGAGAACAUCCCUGGUCAUCCCUACUGCCUCUGAUCUGGCAGACUCACUAAACAGAGAACAUCCCUGGUCAUCCCUACUGCCUCUGAUCUGGCGGACUCACUAAACAGAGAACAUCCCUGGUCAUCCCUACUGCCUCUGAUCUGGCAGACUCACUAAACAGAGAACAUCCCUGGUCAUCCCUACUGCCUCUGAUCUGGCGGACUCACUAAACAGAGAACAUCCCUGGUCAUCCCUACUGCCUCUGAUCUGGCAGACUCACUAAACAGAGAACAUCCCUGGUCAUCCCUACUGCCUCUGAUCUGGAGGACUCACUAAACAGAGAACAUCCCUGGUCAUCCCUACUGCCUCUGAUCUGGCAGAAUCACUAAACAGAGAACAUCCCUGGUCAUCCCGACUGCCUCUGAUCUGGAGGACUCACUAAACAGAGAACAUCCCUGGUCAUCUACUGCCUCUGAUCUGGAGGACUCACUAAACAGAGAACAUCCCUGGUCAUCCCUACAGCCUCUGAUCUGGAGGACUCACUAAACAGAGAACAUCCCUGGUCAUCCCUACUGCCUCUGAUCUGGAGGACUCACUAAACAGAGAACAUCCCUGGUCAUCCCUACUGCCUCUGAUCUGGAGGACUCACUAAACAGAGAACAUCCCUGGUCAUCCCUACUGCCUCUGAUCUGGAGGAAUCACUACAUUUAACAUUUACAUUUAAGUCAUUUAGCAGACGCUCUUAUCCAGAGCUACUAAACAGAGAACAUCCCUGGUCAUCCCUACUGCCUCUGAUCUGGAGGAAUCACUAAACAGAGAACAUCCCUGGUCAUCCCUACUGCCUCUGAUCUGGAGGAAUCACUAAACAGAGAACAUCCCUGGUCAUCCCUACUGCCUCUGAUCUGGAGGACUCACAAAACAGAGAACAUCCCUGGUCAUCCCUACUGCCUCUGAUCUGGAGGACUCACUAAACAGAGAACAUCCCUGGUCAUCCCUUCUGCCUCUGAUCUGGAGGACUCACUAAACAGAGAACAUCCCUGGUCAACCCUACUGCCUCUGAUCUGGAGGACUCACUAAACAGAGAACAUCCCUGGUCAUCCCUACUGCCUCUGAUCUGGAGGACUCACUAAACAGAGAACAUCCCUGGUCGUCCCUACUGCCUCUGAUCUGGAGGACUCACUAAACAGAGAACAUCCCUGGUCGUCCCUACUGCCUCUGAUCUGGAGGAAUCACUAAACAGAGAACAUCCCUGGUCAUCCCUACUGCCUCUGAUCUGGCGGACUCACUAAACAGAGAACAUCCCUGGUCAUCCCUACUGCCUCUGAUCUGGCAGACUCACUGAAUAUAAAUGUGUUGUUUGUAAAUAAUGUCAGAGUGUUGGAGUGUGACCCGUGACUAUCCGUACAUUUUAAAAACUAGGAAAUGGUGUCUGCUUUGCUUAGUAUAAGGAAUUUGAAAUGAUUUAUACUUUUACUUUUGAUACUUAGGUAUAUUUAAAACCAAAUACUUUUACUCAAGUAGUAUUUUACUGGGUGACUUUCACUUUUUACAUGAGUCAUUUUCUAUUAAGGUAUCUUUACUUUUACUCAAGUAUGACAACUGAGUCAUUUUCUAUUAAGGUAUCUUUACUUUUCCUCAAGUAUGACAACUGGGUCAUUUUUCCACCUCUGAUGAUAUUGAAAACUCAGGAAUGCGAAGGUGUCGGUUGUUGUGCUUUAGAACACACACAAGCUCCAGAGGAGUGAAGGUAACCCAGGUGACCCAGGUAACCCAGGUGACCCAGGUAACCCAGGUAACCCAGGUGACCCAGGUGACCCAGGUAACCCAGGUAACCCAGUUCCAGGCUGUAAAAAGUGCAUAGUGUAUAAUGUGUAAAAAUAAAGAAAAACCCAUGAAUGAUUA